UGUCGUUUUUACUCUUCCGUUACUGCGUUUUUAGCGUCCAACUCGACUGAACCCUAGAACUCUCGCUGCAUGUUUCUACCCCUCUGUUCUUCACUUUUUCUCUCCCAAUUUCAAAUCUCUCUCACACAUUUCGCCAACAAAUUCCCUCAAUUCUUUCUGGGUAUUUUGAUUCAUUGUUGCUGGUUUUUGAAUUUAGGUUGUGUAUUGAGAAGGUGGGAUGCUGUUCAAGUUUCAAGUAGAUGCUUGAUAAUGUUGACCAUGUUCAUGAUUUCAUCAAUUCAACUCGGAGACUAUGUUCUCGUCUUGGGGGUUGGGUUUCUGGUUUAAUAUCAAAACCUAAAGUUGGCUCAGAAUUUGAUGAUUCACUUCAUAGAUUGGUUGAGAGAAGUCACAAUUGUAAUCUAGAUUUCAUGGAUGAGUAUAUAUAUAUUAGUUCAUCGGAUGAUGAUGACUUUGACUUGGAGGAGAUAGACGAUCCGAGGAGGACUCUCCCACAAUGGGCUACUACUGAAAGGAAUUCAGAUUAUGGUGGAUUGGCUGGGCAGGGUAGUUCUUCAAGAGGUGCAAAUAGUUCAAACGCAAGCUCUUCUAAUGUUUAUAAUCAUUCACAAGUCAAGCCCCAUACAAAACCUGUGCCCAGCAGGAGUACACCGAAUCACGGAGUUGCAGGAACAGGCCAUCCUUCCUAUCUUACCCAUAAUGGAAGUGCAAGUCAGCCUCAGACAGUUAGUUCCCGAGUUUUUAAUAAUUCUGCUGAUUAUGAGAGACUGUCAUCUCAACAAGCUAUCAAAAGGACCCUUCCUCCAGCAUUUCAAUCAUCUGCAACAAGGGCUCUUCCAUCUUCAUCGUUUGCACCAGAUAGCAGAUUAAGCAAUUUAAAAAUGUUAGAUAACAUAAGCAGCAGACCUAGCACGUCCAGUGACAAGGGCUAUAUUCGUGUCAAUCUCAGAGGCCCUGAUGAAGAUCGUUUCAUGCAUCAAAAUGGUGGAAUUAGGAAUCUUCCGUCUUCUAUGAUGCUGGGAAAGGCUAUAAAUCCACUGUUUGCGAGUUCUAGUGAACCUCCAAACCGAUCUGGAGGAGUUGAUGAAAGGGACCCCGGAACUGACGAGAGAUUAAUUUUUGAGGCAGCAUUAGAGGAUCUCCAUCAAUUUCAGCAUAGAAAAGAAACUGAUUUACCUGCUGGUAUAAUGUCUGUCUCGCUUAUGAGACAUCAGAAAAUUGCAUUGGCUUGGAUGCUUCAGAAGGAAACCAAGAGUUUGCAUUGCUUGGGGGGGAUUUUGGCUGAUGAUCAGGGCCUUGGAAAGACAAUUUCAAUGACUGCCCUCAUCCUAAUGCAGAGGCAGUUACAGUCAAAAUGGAAAGCAGAUGAUACAGGCAAUCAUAAAGCUGAAGCCUUGAAUUUGGAUGAUGAGGACGACAGCGGUGUUGUUGACGUAGAAAAGCUUGAAAAGAUUGAAGAAGUACAGAAACUUGAAAAGAUAGAAGAAUUUGAUGAUGUUAAACCUAUUUUAGAACCAAGUAGUUCUACACGGGCACCAAGUAGGAGAAGGCCAGCUGCUGGUACACUGGUUGUCUGCCCUGCAAGUGUUCUUCGGCAGUGGGCCAGGGAGCUUGAUGAAAAAGUUGGAGAUGAAAAACUUUCUGUUUUGGUUUAUCAUGGAGGCAAUAGGACAAAGGAUCAUUUUGAACUUGCCAAAUUUGAUGUGGUUCUCACAACAUAUGCCCUUGUAACUAAUGAAGUUCCAAAGCAACCACUAGUUGACGAGGAGGAUGAUGAAAAAAAUGCGGAAAAAUUUGGCGUAUCACCUGAGUUUUUUGGGGGUAAAAAGAGGAAAAAGUCAGUUAAUGGGAAGAAGAGUAAAAAAGGUAGAAAUGGAAUUGACAGUUCUUUUGAUUGUGGUUCUGGUCCUCUUGCCAGAGUAGGUUGGUUUAGGGUUAUUCUAGAUGAAGCUCAGACAAUAAAGAAUCAUAGAACCCAGGUGGCUAGAGCUUGUUGCAGUCUUAGGGCCAAAAGAAGGUGGUGCUUAUCUGGAACACCUAUUCAAAAUACUAUUGAUGAUUUGUACAGCUACUUUAGGUUCCUGAAGUAUGAUCCCUAUGCUGUAUAUAAAUCAUUUCUUAAUACAAUAAAAGUUCCGAUCUCCAGAAAUUCCGUUCAUGGUUACAAGAAGCUUCAAGCAGUUUUGAGGGCCAUAAUGCUACGGCGUACAAAAGGAACUUUGAUUGAUGGGAAGCCAAUAGUCGAUUUACCUCCUAAAACAAUUCAGCUGACUAAGGUUGAUUUCUCCAUUGAGGAGCGUUCCUUCUACAAAAAGUUGGAAGCAGAUUCACGUUCUCAAUUCAAGGCAUAUGCCGCUGCUGGGACAGUGAACCAAAACUAUGCAAAUAUUCUUUUAAUGCUUUUACGUCUCCGUCAGGCUUGUGACCACCCGCGUCUUGUUAAGGAUUAUAAUUCUAAUUCUAAUCCUGUUGGUAAAGAUUCUGUUGAAAUGGCAAAAACGCUUCCGAAGGAGAUGCUGCUGAAUCUAUUUAAUCGUAUGGAAACAACCUUUGCUAUAUGUGGUUCCUGCGAGGACACACCCGAUGACCCUGUUGUUACAAUGUGUGGCCAUGUCUUCUGUUAUCAAUGUGUAUCCGAGUAUUUGACAGGUGAUGAUAACUUAUGCCCUGCAAAUGGGUGUAAAGAACAACUUGGUGAAGAUCUUGUGUUUUCCAAAGAAACUUUGAGGAGUUGCCUCUCUGAUGAGCUUGGUGGUAGCAGUACUGCAAAUUCGGAGCCUUUUGAUUAUGAAUCAGUACAGAAGGCAGAUUAUGAAUCAUCUAAAAUCAAAGCUGUCCUUGAGGUUCUGCAGUCAAAUUGUAACUUAAAAACUCCAUCUUCUGAUGGUAGUGGAGAUUCACUAUCUUCUGAUUCAUUUAUUGAAGAUUGUGACUCAGAUGUUAAGGUUACAAAACACACAAGAAAAUAUUCAAAGUCCACAACUGAAGGACCAAUAAAGGCUAUAAUUUUUUCCCAGUGGACCAGCAUGUUGGACUUAGUUGAGGCAUCACUGAAACAAUCUCGUAUACGAUACAGGAGACUUGAUGGGAGGAUGAGUCUGCUUGCGAGGGACAAAGCUGUUAAGGAUUUCAAUACUAGAACUGAGAUUACUGUCAUGCUGAUGUCACUAAAAGCAGGAAAUCUUGGUUUGAAUAUGGUUGCUGCAUGCCAUGUUAUUCUUUUGGAUCUUUGGUGGAAUCCAACUACUGAAGAUCAAGCAAUUGAUCGAGCACAUAGAAUUGGACAGACUCGCCCUGUUACUGUAACACGUAUCACGAUAAAAGAUACUGUUGAAGACAGAAUACUGGCUCUUCAGGAAGAAAAGAAAAAAAUGGUUGCUUCUGCUUUUGGUGAAGACCAUGCUGGCGGUUCUGCUACUCGCCUUACAGUGGAAGAUCUCAAGUAUCUUUUCAUGGGAGUCUAGAUCAUUGCUUACUUCUUGUACUUCAUAUUGUGGUUGAUGGUAGUACUUGAUGUUUUGUUUUGGACGGUUUAGCAUGGACUUUAGAAUGGUUUCUGAAAAGGGUAUAGCGGUUAUUUUUGUGCCUGCUGAGGUCUGUUGCUCAAGUUGGCAGGGGUUAAUGGUGGUAACUUACCUUUUUUGAAGCCCUCAAGGGCGUUUUUGUCUUCCCAACUGCAAUGUAGCUCAACGAGGCCUGUAAAUAUUCUAAUUAAAUGACAUGGUUUAUGAUAUGAUUGCCUUGUGGAACUAAACUUUCUUUUACAAUUUACAAUUUUCUUUAUAUUCUGAUA
Molecule: messenger RNA, 3793 nt
Organism: Lotus japonicus
Lineage: Eukaryota; Viridiplantae; Streptophyta; Magnoliopsida; Fabales; Fabaceae
Product: helicase-like transcription factor CHR28
Exons: 12
Coding region: 240-3464 (1074 amino acids)
Molecular function (GO): ATP-dependent chromatin remodeler activity; ATP binding; metal ion binding
Source: RefSeq, a predicted model, not a curated record